This is a messenger RNA of Capsicum annuum, 1070 nucleotides long. Its product is annotated as E3 ubiquitin-protein ligase RMA3. Gene Ontology annotation, molecular function: ubiquitin-like protein conjugating enzyme binding; metal ion binding; ubiquitin protein ligase activity. NCBI's taxonomy places the organism in Eukaryota, Viridiplantae, Streptophyta, Magnoliopsida, Solanales, Solanaceae. The coding region runs from base 203 to 853 and encodes 216 amino acids. Gene Ontology annotation, cellular component: endoplasmic reticulum. Gene Ontology annotation, biological process: ubiquitin-dependent protein catabolic process. The transcript has 2 exons. The record is from RefSeq and is a predicted model, not a curated record.
AUCACACUAUAAAACAAUUUUUCUUUUUCUUUUCUUUUCCUUUUUGUCAUACUUGACCUUCAAGAGGUUUUUGCCUUAUUUGGGUUGAGGCUAUAAGUCACACCCUAUCUCAUUAAUUUUCUUUUUCCUACCAUCACUACCGCUUUUCCUCUUGUAGCGGUCCUUCCAUUUUUCUCCCCUGCGUUUUUCAUCUGUCGAUUUCAUGGCUAUCACCCGUGUUGGGUCUGCUGAAGAUAUUUCUGUUAAGAAGAGAAACUCAGCUCCUUAUCCAACAACAUCUGAAAAUGAAGCUUCCUGUUUUGAUUGCAACAUUUGCCUUGACUCAGCACAUGAUCCUGUAGUCACUCUCUGCGGUCACCUCUACUGCUGGCCUUGCAUAUACAAGUGGCUCCAAGUUGAGAGCUCUGAACCUGGACCAGUAGAAGAAUCUAAAUGUCCUGUCUGUAAAGCUCACAUUUCAAACUCCUCGCUGGUGCCUCUCUAUGGUCGUGGAAUAUCAUCACUGGAGUCUGAACCCAAGAAGGCUCAGGCAGAUGUCGACAUACCUCAUAGGCCUCGAGAGAUUGGGACAAUCACACCGCGUAAUACACUCUAUCCAAUUUCUCAUGCACAUCAGCGACUACGUCAAACUUCUCUCCACCCUCCACAACCCACAUUUCAACAUCAACGGCAAUACUUCCCCCAAGCCGCCUUUGGUAGCUAUGCAACUACUAUGGCUCCAUCUAGCUCUUAUCUCAUCCGAGGACGCGGUGGUCCUAGAAUGAGGAGGGAAGAAAUGCAAGUGGACCAAGUUCUUAACAGAUUUUUCAUCUUUCUGUUCUGUUACUUCAUCCUGUGCCUACUCCUGUUUUGAAGUUCAUAUAAUGUUUAUCUUCAUCAUACAUUUGUAGAGACAUGUAGAAAAAUAUAGGCUAGUAAGAGAUUCAACAGAAAUAGCUUUGCACCAUACAAAUGUUGCUUCAUUUUCUUCUCUUUAUGCCUCUUUUGGCAAAAAAACAAUGUAGUUUCGUUAGAAAGUGGCAACACAGAUGAUACAUGUUCUAUGUCCUAGUGAAUAUUUUUUUAGCCCA